This is a messenger RNA of Entrophospora sp. SA101, 366 nucleotides long. The record is from the annotation of a GenBank genome assembly. NCBI's taxonomy places the organism in Eukaryota, Fungi, Glomeromycota, Glomeromycetes, Entrophosporales, Entrophosporaceae.
AUGAAGCAAGCAUUUGUUGUCUUAGGAAAAGGCCAGAAAAGCCCACACGAAGAAGCUUGUAUAGUGAUAAAGCCUGGCGUGGACCGUAAUGGUCAGUGGGCUUCAGAAGAUCUUGUUGAACAGCAAGCAUUUGUUGUCUUAGGAAAAGGCCAGAAAAGCCCACACGAAGAAGCUUGUAUAGUGAUAAAGCCUGGCGUGGACCGUAAUGGUCAGUGGGCUUCAGAAGAUCUUGUUGAACAGCUGCCAAAAUUUUUGCAUAUCCCUUCACCCAUUUGUAAAGAAAUAUCAAUUAAAUUGAUACCAACCAGUAAAACUUCAAACGGGCCAAGAAAUAAAAGAAAUAAUAGGUUUGAGUUUUCGAAUUGA